GACGCACACGCGCGCGCGCACACACCCGCGCGCUCGCGGACGUACACAGUACACAGUGUACACACACACGUUAACGACGACGCACACGCACCGGAUGCCGAAAUAAUCGCGCUCAAACCGUUUUUCCGCCGGAUGCAGUGAGUACCCAGCGACAGAGCCGAAAAGAUAUCUGGUGCGCGCGACACCGAUGCAAAAGGUCCGUCGUCGGCAUGUAAGACGUCAUGAUCGAAAACGUCCGCCGGUCGACAGCCGCCGUCACCUGCUGCAGGCUCCUCGAGAGUGCACCGCCGUCCUGAACAGUCCGCCAUGGAUCAUUCGGCCGCGGCGGACCAUACGUCUAACGAAAGGUACGGUACCUAUGCAUUCUUUCGAAACGCGCGCGUCCUCGUCGUCUCCGCCGUUUCACUCUUGGACACCACCUACGUACGGCCGCCAGGCACUGUUACGCUGUACCGCUCGGCUUGUCCGUCGACCGCCGUUCUUGUCGCUCUCGUCAUGACUCACGGUCCGUCUUGCGCGCACCACGUCGGUAGGGUUUUGCCCGUGGCCCGUGGCCCCGGACCGUCGUCUUGUCCGUCCGCCGAUUCGCCCGGGUCGGACGUCGCUCUUGUUGCACGCCUCGGGUUAGGUAUUUUGUUAUUAUCUUCCCGAGUUUCAUUGUUUCAAGGUCAACAAACAAGACCAUCUGCUUAUCUUAUCCGUUUUGGUUUCUUUCGUCGGUACGUUUUACCUGCCUGCAUUACGACCGGUAAUACGAAAUCACAAUACCUACACGUAUUUACACUGGGUAUCCCAGCGGUGUUAUGACGAACCGUCGUUACAAUGCCGAUAUUACCGCGUCUCCAUAUUUAGAUACGUAAUACGCACUUUAUCACCAGAUCUGAAUUAUUAAUUUAUAUCCCACGUAAAUAACUAUCAAUUAACGUCUUGUGCCUUUUUGGACACCUGCCUACCUAUAUUGCGUUUUAUUCGAUUGAGGACAGUUUAAUUACGAGUUCGUAAUCUGUUACAGUCUCUCGAGAACGGUAACUACCUAGAUAUUUACUCGAGUAAUUGAUCGAUAAGUAGUAUUACCUACUUUUUUAAAUUCGUUCAAAAACAUUUUUUUCGAAAAGUUUCCCUAUAGGUAAAUAUAAACUGUUACAUUCUGCGAAGUACACAGGUACCCGUGUUAAUAUUAUUAAAGAAAAACAAAUUAUUGAGUUACUGAUAACAAAUACAUCUCACCACUAGGUACUUGUGCGUUAUCGUACAUUCGUACACCUCUGGAAAAAAAUGAUUUACCAUAAUGGGUAGAUUGUUUGGUUUUUUUUUUUGUAUUAUGAAUUUAUUGUUGCUCCGUUAUUGGUUAGUAUUUAAAAUUUCGAUUUUAUUUCGUCGGUAUUAUAGUUAGUACUUUUCGUUUUUAUUUUUUUUACCGUUGCUUUUAGAAUAUGUAGGUAUUAUAUAAAACUAAUGAUUUAACCGGGAUUCAACUUAAUCAAUUUGAUUUUGUUAUAGUUUUGUUCAUGUACUGGGUGUACUUGUAUAACAUGUCUUCUAUAAGUUUACGAUAGACUCAGUGGAUUGUUUUGACCAAAUAAAUGAACAAAUACAAUGGUUCUUUUUUUUUCAAAAUUAGAAUAUUUUACAUUUGGGUGUCCAUGUGCAAAAAUAAUAACAAAUCAAGUUAUCAAUAAUUAGUUAAAACCUUAAAAUGUAUACGAGGACAUACAUUUGGUGAUGUACUUUUUUUUUUAUUUUAUGUUUGUAAUUAGGGAAUUUGUAUAACUUAAAUAGGUAGCUGAAGUAUCUAUUUAUACAUUUAUAAGUGAUUUAUCAAAAAUAUUCAUGUUAGAUAGGUUUGGACUGUUUUAAAUAAUGUACUUAUUCUUAUUUUUUUUAAGGGAUAUUAGAUACUAAAAUUGUAUUUUCUAUUAGAUUAUUCAAAGUUAAAUUUGAUCAAGUUUUGGAUUGAAAAAUAUUUUUAUGAGUUUAUUAAAUACUCUAUUGGUUCAAUCUAAAACUAUCAAAUAAGCAUAUUAAUUACCUGUGUUAUGUAUAAAUGUACUCAUAAAUAAGUAACAAGAGAAAAUGUCCAGGAAAACAGGCUCAACAGGUAAUAUUGUCCAAGAAAAUAUAUACAAAAUAAUAGCUUAUAAAACUAUUAAACAUUAUAAUGUCUAUAAUAAUUUUAUCAUAGCCAAUGUUUUAAUUAAUAUUCAUUAUUAAGUACCUAUUACUAACGGGCUAUUCCACUGUUGUAUCGCCGCUGUCUUAAGAUUUUGAGAGGGCUAAUAUAUUUGGGAGCCUUUGAAUACUGAAAUUAAGAUAUACUUAGAUUUUUUUUUGAUACAUACCUAAUGUAUUAUUAGUUACCUAUUAAAUAUAUUUAUCAAUAAAAAGUAAAUUUUUUUCUAUCUUUUACAUUAAUGCUUUAUAUAAUUAAAAAAUAAAUGCAAUUUUUAAAAUAAAAUGUUUAUUUACUUUGAAUACUAUUUAAUGGUUGUACCUAGAUUUGUCAUUUGCAAAGUCUUAUAUAACAUUUUUGUAAUGUAAACUUGAUAAUACCUAGGUAGUUCAUGUUCGAUAAGUACUCAUUAAAGGUAAGCAGUUUAAGCGUUUCUGGUUCAUGGUACUUCCAAGUUUUUCUUUAAUUGAAUUUACACUCGAGUUGGUAAUCAUCAUCGAUAAAAAAAAUUCUGAAAGGUAUUAUAAUGUUUCAAAAUGUUUCUUCUUAGCAAACUGAUUUUAAACUAGAAAUACUGAAUUCAGAAAUUUGAAGUUGGCUUUUGAAUAUAUGCUUUCUUAUGUAUAUAUGCUAAAUUAAUUCAUUAUUUAAAUUGUAAAAUUCCACAAAUGUUUUACAAUAGACUUGUAUUUCUUUUGUCUUUAAACUUUUCAAAUUGAUUUGUUAUUUAACAAUGUUUUAAUAGAGCUAUUACAUCUAUAAUAGUUUGGAAGUAAAUUUUUUUUUUAAUUUUUCUCUAUCAGAAAAUGAUAUACUUUCAUUAGUCUGUUUAUUAGGAAAUGUUAAACGAAUACUCCUCUUCUUAGUUUGUUGAUGUAAAUCUUUAUAGUUAGAAUCUGAAAAUGUAUGUUAACUGAUAGUUUAAUUACUAUAAAAUUCAUUUCUAAUUUCACUUAGAAAACCAGCAAGAGAAUCAAAUAAUUUUGAACCGUCAUCAAUAGUAAGGUUUUCUUAUUGUUUUUUUAUUAAUUCUUGAUAAAAUUUUACUUCAUAGUUCAGUCAGAACAACAAUUUCAACAAUUUUCCAUUUUCUUAAUUGAGCCAUGUGUUUAAUUUUUAACAUCUGGCGUGGUCUUAUUAUCUAUUUUAAUUAUUUUAAGAGCAUUUAAAAUUUCAUAGUAACCAUUACUUAAGGCACAGUAAUAACAUCAACUUGAUCAAACUAUCUAGUUUCUGAAAGUGACUUUAAAACAUAAUGUGAGCCUAGGCAUUUUUUUUCAUGAUAUUCCAACGAUAGGUAGAAAUUGAAAAUAACUUAUUAGCUGAUUCCAUAACACAUUCUACUGUAAAAAUCAAAUUCUAAGUAUGAAACAAAAAUAGCAAAAUUACAAUUUUCUUUUAUUCUGGUUUGUACAUAGUAUGUCUGAUAAAUACUCAAACCAGUUCUCUACAGCGAUCUGUGGGACAAAGUACAACACCAUGCUAUUCUGGUUAUGCACUACAGUUACAAUUAACAGAUCAACUGUCAAGACUAUAAUACCAAUAGAAUAGGUAAGUAUAGUUUUCGUAUUUGGUUUUUUUCGAUGUAUUUUUCCUUACUGAUGUAAUGGAAAUCGACGAAUUAACCAAACAAAAAGUGAAUGGUGAAACUUGAAAAAACUUUGGUAAAAUUCAUGAAAUGUGUUAAGAGAAUGCUAUACAUCCAUUUGUUGUUUCCAUCAUACAAACUCACAAUAUAGUAAAAACAUUCUUAUGCAGACAACACUGAAUUCGCUUAGUUUUGGUUUUAAAGUAAACACACCUAUAUAGAAUGAAUAUAAAACAAUUUUCUGGAGAGAAUAUUCCGUUAUUUUAAAAACUUUUUUUUUUUAAAGUUUCAGUUAUUCAAAAAUGUUGAAAAAUUGUUAUUUAUAAAUGGUAAAUUGACUAUUAUAUUCAGAGAAAAUGGAAAUAAAAUCAACGUCUUAUCCUUAGGAAUAUUGUUUCUUUUAAUUUUAUAACAGGUGUUUUUACUCUAAAACUAAAAUUAAACAAGUUCUGUGUAAUAUGUUUUAACUAUAUAUUGUGCGAUUGUUAACAACAAAUGCAUAUGCAGUGUUCUCUUAAAUAUUGUUUAUGGAGAUAAUACUUUGAAGAACACAAAUUCUUUAAGUAGAUUAAGCGUUUCUGUGAAGGCUGUGAAGACUGCAAAGCCGAUGUGAGACCAGGACGCCCUUCUAUCACUUGUGAUGACUAAAACAUAGAAUAUGUGUAGUCUCUUGUACUUUCUGGUCGAAGAAUUAUUGAUAGAAUAUUGGUUGAUACACUGAGUAUUGGAAAAUUGUCUGUGUAUACAAUUUUGAGGAAAACAGGACAGACUAAUGUAUGUGCAAAAGCGACACUGCGCUUGCACAUUUGUCUGUUGUUUUGUAAGUUUCUGGUCAAAAAUUUGAUCACAACAUUUGAUCUCAUAUUCUCCAGAUUUAGCUAGAUUGUUAUUUUCUUUUUGUUCCCAAAAUGCAAUGUGGGACAGCACUUGGAGCUGAAUAGUUUUGAGGAAUGUUUUGAUCAAUGAAAACAAAGAUGGGAUAAGUGCAUGCAUUGCUAUAGACAGAGAGUAUUUUGAAGGAGAUACAAUUAAUGUACCUAUAAUAAAUUGAGGGACUGGGUGCAAGAAAGUCAUUUUUAUGAAAAUACCCAUUUGCUUAAUAUGUUUUUUUUGAAUUAGCGAGUCUACUAUAUGUGUAUAAAAUUUUAGUUUGAAAUUUUAAUAAUUGAGCACUGUAGAAGCAUUUAUGUGAUUGUGUGUAAAUGCCUUUCUUGUAUAGGACCACAUACUAUGUAUGUUAUAUUUAUAAAUAAUAUAGUUUUAUUUUUCAAUGAUUUAAAAAUAAUAUUAUGAUAACUUGUUAUUUUUCGUUGUAGAUUAAUAGGUUUGGUAAAAAACUGUUUCUAAAUUAUUAUCAGUAGGUUUGUGUUUUUGUUGCAAUGUGUUAUGCUUUGCGACUAUUAAGUAUUUAUUUAGUCAUUUUUAUUUAUUAAAUUAUAGUUUAUUAUUUAUUAUUAUUUUCAUAUUAUUCAAAAGUUAUGAAUAAAUUAAUACAAUUCAAGUUCUUUAAUCAUUUCAAUUGAAAUAGAACACGUAAUUACUGUUUGUUGCAAGAAGGGCUUUUCACAAUCAAAUAUCUCUUAUUUAAAACUUAGUAGACACAAAGAAAAAUUAAACAAAGACAUUAUUAUUUUCAUUAAAAUUCGAUCUUUCAUAUGACAUAAGUUUUAUAACCAUGUGAGCAGAUCCAAAAGAGUGUCAGACAUUUGAAACUUUAACUUUGUUUAUCUCAAAACAUAUUUUUUAGAAAAUGCCCUUCUUGCACCCAGCUCCUCAAUUAUAAUGAAUAGAAUUUUUAUUUUCAAAGUUUGCAUAUUUCCCAAAACAGUGACAUUUCCAUACAGCUGGCCUUGAUUAUCAUUCAAAUUUAACUGAUUUUUUUUAAGGAAAGGUAUAAUAACUUAGUCAGAUCGAUGUUCUUCAAUAGGAAUAAAUUUCAAAAACCGUUCAACUAAGAUUUCAUUAAAAUGACAUAUAAUGAAUAUCAUUUGAAUUAAUAUUAGAACAGUCAGGAGUGAAAUCAACACCUUAAUAAAUAAUAUUUUGCCACAUUUAAUUCCAAAAGAUGUUUAUUUAGCACUUGUCUUCCUAUUAUGUUAAUAAAUAAAUUCAUAAUAAAUAUUAUUAUAGCUAAUAAAUAUGAAGGAUUUUUGGUUGAAGUCUGCCUCUUGGGUUCAAAAAAAAAGUCAAAAUAUCGAAAAACCAGCCCUAUAUUUUCUCUUCCCCUCCCUUACUUAAUUCAUGGUAUACAGUCAGAAUAUCCAUUUUCCAAUUUCCUCCAAUAAUAUGGGAGAUUUCCUUUCACAUUAUAUAAAACAAUGUACAAUAUUAAAUUAAAAUAAAAAUGCAUAUUACAUAAUGUAAUAAACUAUGUAUCACUUUGCUACAAACUAUUGUAAAUAAAAACAUCAAUCAUACUACAGAAUCAUACAGUACUGCGAAUGUGGUCAGAAAAUUCAAAAAAUUGAAAUUUUUUACUACUUACUGAUAUUUAAUAUGACAUACAAAUCGAUAACCUAUUUAUCGUUUCUCGAUAAUUUGACAUUUUUAGGAUGCUGUAUUGAUAAUGAAAUCAUUAUUAUAAGAUGUGUGUACAAAUUUUCAUAAAAGAAAAACUUGUAUAUUACUGUGGGAAGUUGGAAAAAGGAUAUUCUGACUGUAUAACAUGAAUCAUGUAAAGGAGGGGAAGAGAAAAAUAUAGGGGUGAUUUUUCAAUAUUUUGACAUUUUUGAACCCAAAAGCCUGACUUCAACAUGAUGGAUUUCCUUUGCUUUGAUGGAUAUUUUUAUUUAUGGAUGAUUUAUAAAUAACAUUCACUAUGUUGACAAUAUUUUAAAUUUAAAAUGUAGAAUUAACUUUUGAUUUUUUUUUUUUCAUUGAUCAAUUUACACUAUCUAUGUUUAUACAAAAUUAAUUUUAAUACUUAUCAUUUGAUUUAAUAUAAGAAAAAAUAAAUGUGAUAUAGUGGUAAAUAUUUUUUAAAUAAUGUAAUUUUUGUAAAGUUUGUUUUCUUAAAAUUCAAGAGCCAUGGACUUGGGCCCUUCAGUCUUAUGCCUUAAGACAACACUGAUAGCGUAUAAUGACAUGUUUGCAAAUGCUGUUUUUUCUUGGAAUCUGUAUGGUAUAAUAAUAAUAAUAAUAUUAUAUCUGAUAUUAAUAGUAUUUCUGAAAAAUAUAUUAUCUAUUAUUUAGUCAAUCUAGAAAACAGAUUAUGCCAUAAUAUGGAUACAAAAUAUAUUCAUUAAUAUGCAUAUAUUAUUUUUUUUUUUUUUAUAAUGUAAAAUAAGUAAUCCAUCAAUUGGUCUUUUUAAUCAUUUCGAGCACUACCUAUGCUCUAUAAUUAAAAUUUGAUUUUAUAAUAAUAAAAUUAUUAAAAAGUCAAUAAUUGUAAUAAUAUGUAGUGAAUUAGUAGACAUUAUUAUGUUUUGACAUUGUUAGAAACAAGCAGCUCUAAAAUGUUACAGUAUCAUUAUUUUUUGUCAUUCUUAUUUUAGGGUAAUUUGGGUAGACAGAAAGUUGUUAAUGGUUUGUCAGAAUUCAAUAAUAUCAACACCAAAAUGCACUUAAAUUAGUUCAUUAUUUAUGAUAUUUUUAAUAUAGCUUGCCACUUAAAAAUCAAAAAUUGGUGGGUAGUCCAAAAAGUUCAAUUCUAUUGCAAAAAGGUGCUUGUUUCAUAAAUUGUUAAAAAAAGUUAUUGCUUUCUAAGAUAUUGCAAUAAGUACCUAUAUCUUUGCGGGACACUAUAUUUAAAAUUAUAAAAAGUUGGUUUAAAUGAUUGAAGAACUAAUAAAUGCAUUGUUUGGUAUAUUAAAUUUCUAUAAUUGAUGCACAUACUUAUUUUCAAUAAAAACAAAGAAUCCUCCAAUGAAUAAUAAAUGAUGAAUUAUAUUGAAUAUUUAUGUAUUUUACAGGCCAAUUGAACAGAUAUCUCAACCUUUGAUUAUUGAACCUUUAGAUUGUUCACCAAGUAUACCAUCUACAAUUACAUUAACUGUUGUAGUAGUUAAAGAUGAAAACGGGUAUGGUAUGAAGGUUUCUGGUGAUAAUCCAGUAUUUGUCCAAUCUGUUAAACAAGGUGGAGCAGCAGAAAAAGCAGGUUUACACAGUGGGGAUAAAAUUGUAAAAGUUAAUGGUAUUAAUGUUACAGUUUCUACACAUUCAGAUGUGGUAGAAUUGAUAAAAUGUAAGUUUUUUAUAAGGAUUUUUUAUUUAAACCGUUAUUUUGUCCCUUAUAUUAUAAUCCUAUUAUUUUCAGCAUCUACACAAGUUGAAUUAACAGUGCAGCAAAGACCAUUGUUUAUAAAUUCAUCAAAUCCUAAUAUAACAUUAGCACCAAUGAAUUCACCAAUAAUGAAUUUGACAUCUGUGUCUCCAACACCUGUUUCUUCGCCUAUAGCUUCCUCUAGACCAUUGCACCAUCAUCAUUCUGCUCCUGCACGUGAUAGAAUAACAGGACCACAACCGGUUGAUGUAUGUAUUGUUUUGGAAUAGACAUACCUAUAUUAAACUAAAGGACAUUUAAAUUGGUUUUAAUGAUAGAUAUUUUAAAAUAUAGGUUAUGAUAAAUGGUUAGAUAAAUUAUAAUAUAUAUAUUAUACAAUUAUUAAUACAAAAUAUUAGUACUUUUUACAUGUAUACAAAUUAAUUAAUUAAAAUAAAACAGUGGUGUCAUUUGAGGGGAGGAAUUUGCCUCUCCUUGUCAUUAGUGGUGGGGGGGCGAGUAUUGUCUUGUGUUAGGCUAGUUUUGGGCCAAAAGCCAGUAAACAUGAUUCAUGUCAUUAAUUUGUAUGAUUUUAUGAUAUUUAAUACUCCAUCAUUAUUGAUGAAAAUAUAACAUAAAUUGGGCUAAAAUUCCCUUCAAACUAAGUCUGAAUAUAGUAGCUAAUAGUCAAUAUAUUAGGUAUCUUUCUACAUAUAUAUUAUUUAGUCAUUGUUAGCUUUUAAAAAAAAUGGGUUAUUUUGAAGUAAGUAUAAACCGAUGUAAGAAGGAUAUUUGAAAAUUUAAAAUAAAAAUUUAAUUGUAGCAAAUAAGUUAUCAAACUUCUUUUUUUCAGUUUUAUUAUGGGCUGUCAAAUUUUUUGUCCCCACCCUCCUCUUAAAAACUGAAAUGAGGCUACUGGUUAAAAACUAUUUAAAAAUUUUAGUUGUUAAAGUACAAAAAGUCAUUUAAACUAUUGCAAAAUUUGUAUUUCAUUUUCAAGGUGGAGCAAAUGAGACAUGUUGAACUAGAAAGGUGGCAUACAUUCAAGCUUAUGUUAGAAAAAGAACAAAGAUAUGUUGAAACAUUAAAAAAGGAUCUCCAAAAAUCUUCAGAAAUGUCUAGCAGUGAUAAUUAUAAAUUAAAAAGAGAAUUAUCUGGUGCUGAACGUAGAGUUAAGACAUUGCAAGAUCAAUUAACAACAUUUAAACAAAUACCGGUAUUGUGAAUGGUUUUCUGUAAAUAUUAUUUUUACAAAAUUAAUGGAAAUACUAGCAUGAUUAAAUUUUUUAUAGAAAGUUUUAUAUUACACAUUUGGUGUUGAAUUUUGGUAGUUUUUAUUAAACUAUAUUAGUAUUUAGCAGAUUUUCAAUUAAAUUAAUUUAACUUGAUUUAUUCAAUUAUUGAUCUUAAACUUUAAGUGCAAAUAUUUUUUUUAAGUUGUUGAAACUCUGCUAUUGUAUAUUGUAACUAUCCUUUGAUGGUUUAUGUUUUUUGCUGUUCAUAUUUACAUUACUAAUAUGUUUUAUAAUCAUUAAUUAAGCUAUUCUAAGAAAUUAGGAUAUAAUCCGUACUAAAAUAUUAAUAUGAAAUCCAUCCUCCUACCUAGUAAUGGUUUUGUAACUAUGAUUUUUAAUUGUAGUGUUUUUAACAGAUAAUAAUAUUAAGAAUUGUCUAUAUUUUACACUUAUCCAGAUAACACAAUAAUCCCCAUAGAAUAUAUAAGGUGUGCAAAUAAAGUAAUGAAAUAUUAUUGAUGGGUUUUCGUUUGAAUGAAAACCUAGUAUGAGCCUUCAGUCGUGAGUUUAACCUUCGUAAGGCUGCUUGUUAGUCCUAAGAGAUUUGUUUACGUAAAUUAAAAUUUUUUUGUGUUGUUUGAAAAUAAGUGACAACAAUUUUGAGCAAUGGUAUGCUAUUUGAUUUUGCUUCAGACUUUGGCACAUCAUGAUAAACACUUUUCAGAAACUUCGGAAGUUAUAUGGAACCGGUAUUUUGUCAACAGCCUAGCUUUCUACUGGAAGAUUCAUCUUCAAUUGACUGCCUUCUUUAAAAGCCUAAACCACCUAAAAACCUGAGCCUUCUUAAAUUCAUUGUUUUCAUAUAUGUACUGAUUUUUUUGAAAAGUUUCUGUCUUAUCGUGUCCAAGCCGGAAUUAAAGUUUGAUCACGCCAUUGGAGAAUGUUCUAGAAGAACCAAGUUUAUAAAAACAAUCACUACUGACUAAAUUGUGACUUUAAAUUCAUAUUGAAGGUGCAUUAAAUGUUAGCUUAUCACCCCACUAAAUGUAUAGUCACUAUUUUUUUGCAGAUCGUAUACUAUGCAACCAGAAUUAAUUUACUUUAGUCUCAUUACUCUAAUUACACACCUCGUUGUAUGAAUCUCCAGGCUAUGUCCUAAGAAUAUUGAUAUACACUUUUUGUUUAUCUAAAAGUAAAUUUAUAUAUAUAUACCUAGGACAUCUUGUAAAGAUAAACUAAGAACAUCCUAUUUGUAUUAUAAGUUACAUAGGUUUACUAAGAAUGGUUAGAAUUUUGUUUAUGGCAUAAAUUGAGUAAAAACUUUCUAAUGUUUUGAUUUGAUCCAUUAAUCAACCUCUACUGUUUCUUAACUUAUCAAGUUGCAUUAAAAAUUAGUUAAUUUCCAUAAAUAAUAUUUCCAUUAUUUAGUAAUUGAUGUUGGUUGUUCAUAGGUAAAAUUGUAAAUAUUCUUUAAAUUAGUAGAGAGAAAAGAUAAAUAAGAGAGUGGCUUACUCUUUAGAUAAUUCAGGAUUCAAAACUAAAACAAAAAAAGCUAAUGGGUGUGGCCACUAUUGGAAGUUGGAAAUUAGAAAGGCAGGAUAUAGAUGGAAAUAUAUUUAUAAGGCAAAAAAGCCUAUUUAAAAAUAUUAAAAUAAUAAAAACUUAACAAAAAUAAAUAAAUCGGUUACCAAUGACAACCUUAUUUUAAUAUUUUUUAACCUAAAGAACAAGUUUUGUCAUGUUUUGAUUGAUCAAGAUUUCUUGGAGAAAAGUUGUUUACAGACAGAAAAAAGUAUACAUCAUAGUAAAACCAAUAGAUCCUUCUCUUCACCCAGAAUUUAAAAUACAUUUCUAUUUAGGUACUAUGUUAAGAAAAUCUAGUUUCACAUUAAACUCUAAACUAAGGCCUUGCAAUGAUUAAAAAUGUGUUAAACCAAUAAAGAAGUUCUAUCAAAAUGGCCACAUUUUUAUUUAUAUGUAGCUUCUACUUAAAACUAUAAAUACUACAACUAUCAUUAGUAUGUCCUUACCAAAAAUAUAAUUAGGAUAGCUUUAUGGCAGUGUCAUUGGUUUUUUUUUUUAAUAUUUUUAUUAUCAUUUUGUUAAACAGAUAUUUGAAGAAUAUUAGUACAGGACCUUGUGAGAAUAAAGUAGGUAGAGUCCUCAUUGUAUCCUAGGAUAUUUAUUAUUGUGUUAUUUGGGUAUGCAUUUGAGAAUUUGUAUGAUUAUUUGCAGUGGCAGCUUGUGCUAUGCUAUGGUGCACAGGAGCAGUGCACCACCUACAAUUUUUAAAACUAUACAUUGUUAUAUUAUUAAAGUAUAAAAAUAUAUUAUUAUUAUAAUACUAGCUGUCCCAUUCCUGGCCUGGACUGUGCCCAUUUGUAUUAUUAUUUUACCCAUAUUCACUUUUGGUUUUGGCUAUAUUAGAAUUGAAUGAAAACAAAGAGGCGGAAAGUGGGUAGUCCACCUUCGGCAGACUGAAUAUGUUUUAUUGUAAAAUUUGAAUAGUGUAAAUAAUAGUAAUAAUAAUAAUUAUAAUAGUUUUUUUUCGUGGUAACCCUUGAAUAAACAAACAUUUUAUAUUAAUAAAACAAAGUCAGGUUAGUUACACCAUUUAUUAUUCAAGAAUGGCUGGACCAUUUUUAAUAAUCACAUGAUUUUCUCUGACUAAUUUCUUAUAACAAUUAAUCGCCAUUUUUUUUCAUCCCUGUUACUGGGGUAACACAAAUCAACAAACAAAAAUGUAUUUAUUAUAUCAUAAGCUAAAUUAUUUUGUGUUGCUCUUGUGUGUGUGUGCGUGCCAGCGUGUAUAUACAUAUAUAAGCAAAAUUACUAAAAUCGCAAUUAAAAAUAGUGGGUAAGAGUAGAAGGGUAUUAAUUACUUAACGACUUAUUCUCAGACCUACCAAAUAUACCCAAAAAAUUUCAUGAAAAUUGGUUAAGGGGUUUUGGAGGAGUUAGGCUACUAGGGUCACUAGGGCGAUGCGAUCAUAAAUAAAUAUCCUGUGAUAAUUAUUUGUUUUAUAAAACACGGAUUAAUAUAUCGGAGACCUCCAACUGAUGCGAUGUGAUUGCGAUAAAACACGAAAGACAUGAAAUAUUAUACCAAUAUGAUAUAACACAAUAUUUGUCAUCUUUAGAAGAUGACAUGACAGCUAUUGAGAAACUAGUUGCCUAUAGUGUGCAGAACUGAGGAUGUCAGGUCUUACGAUAUUUUACUUGGCAACUAUUUUUUUAUAUCGCAUUGCUCCAGUGUGACAAGGACCUUACAUAACAAACACUGUGAAAAACGAAUGUUAGAGCAUGUUAUAAUUAUGUCAUUGUACUCAAUACAAGCGGUUACAGAGUAUGAAUGGGCCAAUACAAUUUUUGUACUAGUUUUGUACAUUUGACCUUUUCAUUCCCAUUACUACCAUUAGACUUAGUGGUUUGUUGGUGCACAAAUAUUGCACUAUCAUGACCGUACAGCCAUCUGCCACUGCUGACUGAGAAUAUCAUGCAUUGGGAAUUGAUUAUUAUAUUUCUUUUGAAUAAUAUAAAUCCAAGAAUAUUCUAUAGAAAAUACUGACCAACCUUGGUUUACAUUCAAUUCCUAAAUAAUAUUCAAUAUAAUGUAACAAAAACAAACAUAAUUCCCUUAAUAUAUUAUAGAUUUUUAUCUAAGAACCUCCUAUAUAAAAAAAAAUACCAAUAUAUUCAUAUUUCAAUAAAGUAUUUGUUUUAGAUCCAGUUUUUUGAAUCUACUGUACUUAUUGUAUACAUUUUUUUUUUAAAUGUGAACCAAUAAUUAUUGUAUCACUGAUUAUUUGCAUAAUUUCUGUAAUGAUAAUGGUUUAAACAACAAUUUUAUAUUAAUGACUUUUUAAACAUAAGCAUCCUAUAGUAAUUCAAGUAUUUAUAUAUGAGAUGAUUUAGUUGAGUCUAUCAAAUUAAGAAAAUUCAUAAAACUCUAUAAUAAUAACCAAAAAACAAAAUUGAGAUCUUUAUUUCAUUGACAUUUUAUAAAAUUAUUCAAUAAUAAUAAUAUUGGUAUGAAAUAAAUUAUUAUAAAAAUAUGGACAGUAAGGACAUCUGGCACCAAUACACUUUAUUUUAUUGCAUAGAAUGCCUACAUUUAUCUUUUGGGUUUUUAGUCUUUUACCUUUAUUUUAAAACUAUUCCCAUAGUUUUUUCCUUAAUUAGAUUUCAAUUUAUUUUUCUAACUUUUACAAUCCAAUUCAGUAAUAUCCUUAUUUAUGUUUUGUAUUUUUUUUUUUUUUUUAACAAUAUUGUAUGCAUAUAUAUGUUGACAGCUUUGUAAUAUUGCACAAGUAUCUGAAUUUGACCCACCUCCUUUACCACCUAGAAAUGCUCCACCCCUGCCACCCAGAAAUCCAACUUUGACUAAUGAUAAGUCAAAUAAUUUACUUAACACUGGUGUUAACAUUAGUCAAACUGUAAGUAUGACUUAAUUCUUUGAAUAAUUACAGCCUAGUUUAUAUUAUGUUUUAAAAAGAAUUAAUUUUUCAAUUUUUAAUUAUUUAAUUUAAAUAAAUAAUAUUACAGAGUAAUAAUUUUUAUAUUUUUUUUAAUGUUAUACUGAUAAAAUAAAGAUAAUAGAUAACCAAUUAUUAAUGUCAGAUCAUAAAAUAUAUAUAUAUACACUAUGUAUUAUAUUUUAUAUCUUUUCUCAACAUAAGCUAUUAUUGUAAAAUCGAAAAAGGUAGGUACACAAGUUUUAAAAAAAGUAAACUACUUAUUAGUAAUGCUAUAAACAGUUUGUAUUAUUUAAUUUUAAUAGUUUAUAUUCUAAUGUUUUUGUGUGUUUUUCAUAAUGGCAUAUGUAUUUUAAAAAUUAAAUAGUUUUUUGCUAUCAAAACAAAAUAUACUUAUAACUUCUAAAUUUCAACUAAGUUCUUCAUAGAUAUACUAAUCAUAUUUAAUAGUUAAUAGUAUAUCAUUAUUUAAACCAUAUGUACAUAUUUUUUUCAGGAUUCUCCUAAUCUGUCAUUGUGUCAUCAACGUACAAAAUCUAACCCUGAUAAACUAAGUGAAGGUAAAUUAAUAGGUUAGUAAUUAAAUUUAUUUUGUUAAAUAAAUGUAAAAGUAUUAAUGUAAGACAUUUCUUUAUCUUUGAUUCUAGGUCAUACACAUAAUUCUAUAUUGUAACUGUAAUGUUUAUUUAAUUAUGACUAAAAAUGUUCUCAUUAAUUAUGUUAUAGGUAAUAAAAAAAUUUGUUUAUCUGAGUCCUUCAAUGAUUUACAUUUUGUUAAACAAUCCAAGGGUGGCUUAGCAUGGGAGUUAAAACCUUCCCCUCGACAUUCUCCUAACAGAUCUGAUGUUUCAAACUCAUGUGAUGAAUCAAAAAAUGAAUUGGUAAUAUUAUACAUUUUAUAAUUUAUUUUUUAUAUAAUGUACAUUUUGUCAUAAAAUAUGAGUUUUCUUCUCAAUUUUGAUCAAUUUAGGUUUGGCCACCAGUGGAGAUUUAGUACCAAUCUAAAUCUCCAUUGAUUCUAUCUCUUACAACAUAUGGAGAUCUGACGCAUUCAAUUACUUUUUUUCGUUUAAUAUUAUUAAGUUUUCUUUUAUGGAAUGAUUACUAAACCUUACAUUAUGAUUCUUAAAUUUUAUACAUAUUUUUUUAGAAUAUCAUAAAUAGCUAUUUUGUAAUUAAAUUUUAGUAUCAAAUGUUUACUAAUAAGUUAUUAAUUUUCUAAAAUUUUAGAUUCUGAGUGUAACGAAUAAUGUAUUGGAUUUAUAAAGAUGUUUUUUUUUUUUUUUUUUUUUUUAUGUGAACAAUUCUCUUGAGGGUGAUCUUUUUUUUAUUUUUCCCAGCAGUUUUUCCAAUAAAAGGGAAAAGUGAGAAAAAACAGGGAAAUGUACAAAAUAUAUCAGUACAAUAUUAUGAUUUUUUUUUUUCUGUGGGCAAAUUUUCCACCAGCUAUUUGCUUCGAUUUCAAAUGAUAGUACCACUAUGAUCUAAAUGGAAAUUUGAUUGAGAAGGUAAUUUAGGAAGGUCAUUUUUGAUUAUUUCAAGAGUUCUCAGUAAAUGUGAAAAACUGGGAAAAACAGGUGGGGGGAGGGGAUUGGUACAAUAUUAAACAAAUAUUAAAAGAAAUAUAUAGGUAUUCAAUUAUUUUACCAUAAUAUAACAAAGCAUUACUAUCAACUCAAUUCUUUACAGAAUUGUAUUUAGUAAGCAAUGGUUUAUUAUUGCUUACAGAUACAAAUUAAUUUCCUCUCUAUAUCCUACCUUCUCAUUUCUCACCAACAGUGGCUGCACCCAUUGUGUAAAGUAUGCUCAUCUGUCUUUUUUUAAGUUUAUGAUAUUUUAAAUUAUUUUCAAUGCCACUAGCAAAAAAUAUUAAUCUAUCAAUUUUUCCAUGAAAAAUAAUUUUAUUAAUUUUUGUAAACUUAAAACUAAUUUAAAAAAUUUAAUUUUUGAAUUAAGUUAAAAAAAAAAAGACAUAAUAGAGAAAUCAUAAAUUAAGGUUCUAGUUUUAAUUACAAAAAAGAAAAAUAUUGAACAGAACAAUUGGUAAUGCAUUUUUCAUCUAAGUAAUCUUCUUAUCACUCAAUUGUAUACUUACAUUUAUUUGAGAAAGUACAUCUUAAUUAUAUCAAAUUUAUUAUGAGUGAUAAAAAAGAUUAAUUGUCUAAAAUAAAUUUUUCUUCAAAAUAAUUUUUGGACACUGUUUAUAUUUUAUAACAAUUUUAUUGUUUUUUUUUUAUUUUUAUGUCUAUUGGUUAGGUUUUUAUUAUAUGUUUUAGCUGUUUUAAAUUUUCAUAUAAUUUUGAAAUUCUUUACAUACGAAACUAACCAUAAUCAUAUUUUAUAUGCAAAUUGGAUUUAAAGUAGUAUGAACUUUAAAAAUGAAAAAAAAAACCAAUUAAAUAAAUUAGGAACUAUAAAUAUUAAAUAAUUAUUAAUUUUCAUGAUUUUUCUUCUUCCCACAAUAUAUAUUUUUGGUUUUCAUAUUUGGUGUGGUAUUACUUAUGUUUACCUAGUUUGUAGAAAAAAAAAAAAAUCAAAAAAUAGCAAAACAAUGGAUGUAAAAAAUAUAAAUAUUUGUAUAUCUAUUUUAUUGUUAUACUUUGUUUGUAUUAAUUUAUAAUUUUAUAAUUUUUAAGGUUAAACAUAGUGGUGAUCGCUAUUCAGUUGAUUCUACAGACAUAAAACUUACUCAAAGUCAAAUAAUAUCAAUGGAAGAUGAUGAAAUUUCUGAUCAAGAGUUUGUAAGUUCAUAAAAGAAAAAAAAAAUUGUAUACAUUUAUUAUAUAAAUAAUUAAUGACAAUAUUUAUUAUUUGUCGUAAAAAUUUAUUUCAGAAUCAGCAAGAAGAACAUGGACCAUUCAAAAGUUUUACUAAAUUAGUAGAACACAAUGCACACCUGGCAGUAUUUUUAAAUUAUGUCAUAUCAAAUAGUGAUCCAUCUGCAUUGGUAUGCAAUUUUUCUUUUUGUUUAAGAAAUUAUUUUGACAAAAAUAUUAUUUUACAGUUGUUCUAUUUAGUAACAAGUUUAUUUAAAGAAGGUAAUGUAAAAGAGAUGAGAAAAUGGGCUUAUGAAAUCCAUUCAAGUUUCCUUGUACCUGGUGCUGUAAGUUGUUUUAUAUUUUUAUCAUAUAAAUAAAUAUUUAAACUUAAUGCAAAUUAUCUUAUAGCCAUUAAGACUGCCAAAUAUUGAAGACAAUGUUGUAAGAGAAAUUGAUGAUAUUUUACAAAGAGAUUCUGACCGAGAAGAAAUUUUGCGUAAAGUAAGUAAUAAAUGAGCCCUUUAAUGAAAUUGUUUAAAUUCUUAUUUAUUCUUGAUAUUCUCAACAAUUCUGUGAAUUCUUCUCUUCCAUGGAUUCUUUAAAGUAUCAUACAUCAGUUUCAACUUUUUCUCAGCCUCUCCUUUUCAUUUUCACUCAUUCCACCUCUUACAGCCACAAUUAUCUAAUGUACAGAAUACUUAGGAUGGCUAAUCAAAUUUGACUGUCCAGAUUCUUGUUUUCCAGUAUACUCAUUUACUAACAUCAUUUUAUUUUUUGUAUACUUUAUAAUGUUCCAUAAUUAUUAUUUUACUGUUUUUCAUUUCUAUGUAUUCCAUUGUGCCAUUUUGCAUUAAAAUAAUUAAUAAACUAAAUAAACAUUUGUUUGUUUAAGGUUUUUUGGAAAGCAAGAACCAAAGCCAAAGAAGAACUAAAUGAACAGUUAAGUGAUUUUCGUCAUCGCAGAACAGCUGGUUUGGGUACUCUUUUUGGUCCACCUGAUUCUCAACUAAAUGACAGUAUUAAUGAUAAACUAAAAGAACUACGGAUAAUUGAAAUGAUUCUUGUUCCUAAUAUUGAGCCAUUUAUGUAUGUAAAUUAUGUAUACAAAAAAAAAAAAAAAAAAAAAAAAAUUACAUUGAUAUUAUCUAUUAGUCUCUUAAUUUUAAUUUACAUUUUUUAUUCAGAGAAGACAUGGAAAAAGAGACUUUUGACAAUAAAAGAUUUACCAUGUGUGCUGCUCUCACUACAGUCAUGUCAAAAAUGUUUGGUAUUCGAGGGCCACUUUCUAGUAUUCUUAUGGACCGAUGUCCAACUUUUGUUUCCAAAGAAAAAUCUUUUAAGGCUAAAAUUAUAGGAAAAUGUCGAAAAGUAUUUAUAUUAUAUAUUAAAAUAAACUAUGAAUUGUAAAAUUGAUAAAUGUUUAAUUUACAGUUUAAUACCAAAGGACAUAAUUUUGUUGCACACCAGUAUUACACUGCGACACAUUGUAAUCAUUGCCAACUUAUAAUUUGGGGAAUUGGACCACAAGGUUAUCAGUGUACAAGUAAGUUGAUUUGUAUAUUUAAAAUAAUUAACUAGAGAAUAAUAAUAAAUACAAAUUUAUUUAUAGAUUGUCUUUUAAAUAUUCACCGAAGUUGUGUGAAAACAUUGGAUGAGAAUUGUCCUGGCCCAAUUGUAAAUAAAAAGGACAAAGCAAAUAAUCAUAUAAGUAAAUUAAUGGAUAGAAUUAGACCAGAACGCAAUGAUACCAGGAAAAAACCGGGUUCAAACUUUGUUCAAAGUAAUAAUGCUUUUUUGUUUUCUUUUUUUGUAUUUAAAUAAAAAUUAACUUAAUUUAUUUAAAGUGGAAAAAUCAAAAAGACAAUCUGAGGACUCUUGUGAUAUAAAUCUUGCAGAAAAAGAAUCUGGUAAUGUAUUCAUUAGAUUAUAUUGUUAUAUUUUCAUUUAUUUGUCAUCAAACUCUAUAUUAUAUUGAGCUAAUUAAUCAAAUAUUUAACAGUUAAAAAAAAAUUUUAACAUUUAUUUAUAUACUUGUAGAUCGAACAAACAUAUGUGCAAGUAAUAUUCAUUUUAAAACAGAUGAUAGUUUUAAAUCAGAUAAAACAGAUACAAUAAAUGUUGGUGAUAAUAUGUAUGUAUUAUAUUUAUUAAUGUGUAAAGUUUAAUUUUAUAUUUAAUAUGAACUUAUUAUAGGUUUAUGUGUUCGAAACUAAAAGCCCCAGGAAUUUCUAUUAACCGAUCUGAAAGUUAUAAAGAACGUAUUCAUCAAAAGGUAUUAUAAAUUAUUCAUGAUUAUUUUUUUUGUUUUGCUUAUUAUCCAUAAAUUAUAUUUAAAAUUUUAAAUAUGUUUAUUAUAUGUAUAAAUAAAUAUAAAUAUUUUUAAUCGACAUGACAAUAAUCUAAACAUAUAUUUGUCAUUUAUAGCGUCAAAUUCGUGAAAGAAGAAAAACCAGUGACCCUAAUCUUCCUUCAAAGUAUAAAAAGUUAGUACAAUCUACUAUGUAUUAUGUUACACAAACUAGGAGAUAUAAUACACUAUUUGUUUGACAUAUUUUAUUUUGUUUACUCCAAUCCAUUUAAAUGCCACUUUUUGAUGUAUUUGCUUAAAACAAUUUGUUUUAUUAUUUGAUGACUUAAAAUAAAAUAAAUUGUUUAUUGUGUUGUGGUUGCUUUUUUUAGUGAUGUUGAACAAGAAAUACAACAGGUUUCAUUUGCACGAUCUGAUAGUUCAUCAAAUUCCAAUUUAUCAACCAAGUAAUUUUUGUGGUAUUUAUGUAUAUCUGAACUUAAAAACUCAUUAAUUUUAUUUUAUUGCUAGAAGCUUGGAUAGUCGUAGUACAUCUUUGGAAGUAAUUCCACCGGGUGGUCAAGUAACAUCAUGUUUAGAUAGUGAUUCAGAAAAUGAAUUUGAUUUAUCUGAUUGGGCUAGUAAUGUUCCACCAGAAAUAUUGGAACAAUUAUCAGCUAAAGAAAAAAAGCGCCAAGAAGUUAUAAAUGAAUUAUAUCAUACAGAACGGUCUCAUAUUAGAGGUAAUAUACAUUUAAUAAUAAUAUACCCUUUUAGAUAUCUAAAUAAUUUAAUUUGAACAUUUAUAGUAUUUGUUUAUACAUAUAUUUAAUAAAUAUUUUAAUUAUUAAUUUUUUCAGGGUUGAAAGUCCUUGAGUAUGUUUUUCAUAAACCUAUGAGAGAAUUACAGGUUUUGCCCCCAGACCAACUUCAAUUGUUAUUUGCUAAUCUUGAACAAAUGAUUGAUUUACACUUGCAGUUUUGUAAUGCUAUCAAGACUGUUAGAAAAGACAGUCACGUUGUCCAAAAUAUUGGACAAGUUUUACUGAAUACUGUAUGUGUAUGAUUUUUAUUUUUGUAUCAUUUAUGAUGUGCUGAUUUCAAUGCUAUUCUUAUAAUUUAAUAAUUAUUGAAAAAAAUGACUUGUUUUUAGAUAUUUUUCUUUUACAGUAUUCAGAAAUUAUUAUACAUUUAUUUUAAUCAGCCUAUUAUAAAUUACCUCUUUGAAACUAUCAUUAUUUAUAAAUAACAUUAUAUUACUGUAUAAUUUGUAGUUUGACGGAAAUGCUGGUGAGGUAUUUCAAAAAGCUGCUGCUACAUUUUGUGCUAGGCAGCAAAUAGCCUUAGAAUCAUUAAAAGAAAAAAGAAAGAAGGAACCAAAAUUGAAUAUAUUUUUAAACGAAGCUGAAGCUAAUCCAGUGUGUAAACGUUUACAACUAAAAGAUAUUUUACCUACAGGCAUGAUUAGGUAUUUUAAAUUGUAUACAUUUACUUUAAUCAAUAUAGCUUUAAAUAAUCAACAUUAUUUUUAAAAUUUUAGGUUGACUAAGUAUCCGCUAUUAUUUGAAAGUUUGGUAAAAUGUUCAACAAAUGAAGAAGAAUUAUCAAAUAUUAAACGAUCAUUUGAAAGAAGUAAAGUUAUUUUAAAUUUUGUUAAUCAAACUGUGCGAGAAGCUGAAGAUGGCCUUCGUUUAUCAGAUAUACAAAAAAAAUUAGAUGCAACUCCUUUUGAAAAAGUGGAUCAUACACUUAGUGUAGAAUAUAAGGUUGUUAAAACUGAAAUAUAUUUUUUUAAUAUUUAUUUUUAAAGUCAAUUCAGCAUUUACAUAAUAUUUGUACUCAUAAUUUUUUUAGAAUCUGGAUGUUACAAAACAUAAACUAAUACAUGAAGGUGGUUUGUGGUUGAGAAUUGGAGGAACUCGUCAAAAAAUGAUAGAAUUACAUGUUUUGUUAUUAGAAGAUUUGAUUAUUUUAUUAAACAAAGUAGAUGACAAAUAUGUUCUGAAAUAUUAUGGAUUCCAAGAUCGUACUCCUACUUUAAGUCCAAUAAUUAAAAUGUCUACAGCUUUAGUUAGACACAAUGCUGUUGGUAAGUAUUAUCAAAUAUAUAUUUACUUCAUUAAUGAAGUUUUAUAAAUCUUUUGUUUAUAUACAUCUAGACAAAAAAGCAAUGUUCUUGGUGAAUACGUCUCAAGCAGGUGCUCAAAUUUAUGAUUUAGUGACUACAUCGUCAAAUGAGCGAAAAACGUAAGUAUUUAAAGUUAAGUUUGAAAUGAAUGAUUAUUAAUAAUUUUUUAUUUUAGAUGGUUUCGUCAUAUUUCCGAAGCUACCGAAUCAUAUAAAGUUCGUGAGAGCAAAAUAAAAAAACAAGAACAUAUUAUUGAUUAUGAAGACAUACAGGGUACUAAAAAAAAGUCGUAAGUAACAUAAUGUUGCUUUUUUGUUUCUUCUUAAUGCUGAUAACUUGCUCUUUUUAAUUUCAGGGUGAUUGAUAAUUGCAUAGAACCUUCUAACAAUAACAAUAAUAAUAGUUUAAACAGUUCUCAGUUAUCCACUUCAUUAGACUCUAGCAAUUUUGAUAUAUUUAAACGUGGUAAAUUUUCAUUUCAUAUUAAUUAUAAAUGGUUGCUACCUCUUAAAUAUUUAGGCUGUCAGAAAUUUGUCAUUUAGGUUCAAGGCACUCGUUUUUGUAGGUAGUCGAGAAUUUCAUAAAAACUAAUAUAAUCCAGUAUUUUAAAUACUUUUAGACAGGGUUGGGACACAAUACUUAAAUGUAUAUAUAAAGUAUUAAACCUCUAGAAUUAUACAGUUUUAUACUUAUAAUAUCUAUUUGUAAUAUAAGCAUAUUGUUUGUUGAUAUAAUCUAAUUAAAGGGAGGCGAUAAAAUCGAUGACAACAUUUGUCUGGUGUUAUCACGUGGGUUCAUUACCAGGACUAUAAUUAUAAUCGAGGUCAUUAGAUUUCUUUAACAAUUAAAUUUUUUGAUUUUUCAGUUGAAUAUUUCAUUUGGACUCUAAUUUCUUUUAACUUUUACUAUUUUUAUAUAUUAUAGAGAAUAACCAAUCUAGUACAAGAUACUUAUUAUUUCAGAAAGUAUUAACUUUUUUAGUAACUCAUUUAUGAAACAUUUCAGAAACAGGCAGCUUUACAAUUUUACUUAAUGUUAUUUUUUUAUUGCGCUUAUUUUUGGGGGUAAAACCACAUUUAUAUGAUACCACUAAUUAAUUUUGUACCACUAUCCUUUGACCUAAACUUAAAAGUGGAAUAUCAACACCAAAAUGUAUUUUAACUAAUACUCUAUUUCUAUUUACUAAUAAUCUAUUUAUGGAAUUUUAAUAUAGGAAAACUUAUAGUUGAAAACCAAAAGUAUAGACAGUGGUUUCACCCUUAAAAAUAAGAGUAACAAAAAAUAACAUCAAUGUAAAAUUGUAGAGUUGGUUAUUUAAUAAAUGUUCUAAAAAACAAAAUCCGAAAAAAGGUAAUAUAAUUUAUUAUUAUUACAUAAUAACUAUUAAUUAUGAAAUCUUGUGAUAAUAACUUUUUAAAAUAAAAAUUAAAACUUGGUUUUAUAUGGUAUAAUAUAAUUAAAAUACUUUUACUCAUGAUUUGUCCAACCCUGUUUUAAGGUACAUAUGUAUCCAAUUUUCUUAAUAUUCAGACUUCUCAAAGUGUCAAAACAAUUAGUGAAGUAAUUGUAAUUUUAAUUACUUGUUUAUUCAAUUUGGUUAUAAAAACCAACAGAUAAAAUCUAUGAUAUGAUAUAAUUAUUUAAUGAUUUGAUGGACAACUAAUCUUAAAUUUAACUUUUAUAUGAAUUUGUAAUUUAAAUAUCACAACUAAAAUGUUAUAAUUAUUUUUCUGGUAUUCUUAAAAUUCUCGAUUGCCUGAACAUAGAAAAAAAAUAGCAACUUACAUACUCUUAUUUUAUAUUAUUACUAAAUUUGUAUAACUUUUUAAUUACUUAGGUAAUGAUGAAACUUUUGUAAAUAGUGAAACUUUAAAUAUUGCCAAUAGUACACCUGUAUUAUCUAAAACUCAAAAGAGUCCACUAAUUGAACCGUCUGAAGUAUUAAUAUCACAAAGUUCUGUUCUAAAAGCUGAACCAGUCAUUACACAUCUGGGUAUUACAUUUGUUAAUAAUUCAUGUUAUGGUUAAGUUAGAAAAUAUUAGUAAUUGUUUUUAUUUUGUGAUAGAAAAAUUACGAAGAAACAAUAAGGUUAUAGAGGAAGCAUUAAGUGAACGUUUAAAAUUAGUGGCUGACAUAAUUAAAAUGCCUGUGCCAAAUUUGCCUAAUACAUCUGAAUCAUCUGAUGGUGCUGAUAGUGAGUCAAAUAAAAUUUUACUUUCAGCUGUAUCUCAAGGUAUAAUAAUUAUUUAUUUAUUUUAUUUUUAUACUUCUUUAUAAACUUAUUUUUUGUUUUCACACAAAUUUUAGGAAAUGAAAUUAUUUCAGUAUUAAAUGAAUCACUAAACAUUACAGAUGUGGAUACAAUUGCAUUAAGUUUGGGUUCAUCAAAUUUAAAUUCUAAUUGUAGUUUGUACAAAGCAUAUGCUACACAGUUGUCUCGAAUCACAAAAGUUAAACCAAUUGUAACUUCUUUGAAUUCUCAAAUUGCAGAACUUUUGGUAAUAACUUUUAGAUAAUAGAUACAAAGAUUUAAAUAAAUACUUGUAAUAAAUAUUUUUGCUAUAAAUUUGUUUUUUCAUUAGCCAAAUGUAACUAAUAUUUAGAUUUAUAUAGAGGGUAUUCUAACUACAUGUUAAAUAUAUUAACAAUAAAAAUAUUACAAAUUUAGAGAUGUUACGAAGGUUUGGUAAUUUACUAUUAUGAGACCCACUAAUGAGAAAAAAUAGAAUUUUUUUUUUUUGUAACAAGGCUACUAAGUCCUACUACAGAACAUUGUAUCGAUAACAUAUAUAAUUGACAUUAAAUGAUUUUCUAAUCUAACGAUUCGAACUAUUGGGAAUUUGGUACAGUUUGAGUUUUGAACUCAAUUUUUAAAGGUGUUUGGUUUUGUUCAGUUUGGAAAUCAAACAGUUCGUCACAUCUCUAAUUAAAUCCACUGUAUUUAUUUGAAUAAUUGUUUAAUGUUUAGAUAUCAACUUCAAAGCAUGAUAAACAAGAGUUAGAAAUGAGAAAGGAAUUACAAACUUACCGUGAGAGACUUCAUGCCUUUCAAGAAAAGUCAUUAGGGUUGCCUUGUACAGAUAAUAAUGGUAACUAUGAAUUAUAUGGGUGAUCAAUCUUUUAUAAAACACUCAUUGUCUCAAAAAAUCUCCAUACUUUUUUCAAAAUUUGUUUUAAAGAAAAUUUAAGAAACAAGCUGUUCUAAAAUUUGAUAUUUACAUUAUCUUUUGUCAUCCUAAUUUUUGUGGGGAAAAUGAUUACCUACUUUUGAUUUUCAAAUGGCACCGAUAUAAAUAAUUCCAUAAAUAGAUGAAGUAGUAGUUAAAAUAAAUCCUUUGAUGAGAUAUUCCAUUUUUAAGUUUUGGUCAGGGAAAGUAAUGGAGCAUCAUUUAUGUGUGGAGUUAAUUAUGUACUAUCCCCCAAUUUUCUACAAGACAAAUGUCAAACAGUUAAUACUUUCCGAGAUAAUGAGUGCUUGAUGAUAGAUUAAUCACCCUGUUUAAUUACUCAUAAGCUGGUUACAUACUAUGAAUUUUAAUCUUGUAUUAUUUAAACUAGAGAUGGGUCAAUACCAUUUUUAAUUGAUAAAUGCUACCCAUGUAUAUUUAGAAUAGAAAAUCAUUUGGUAUUGAAAUUAAUCAAUGUAUCUAUUGAAAACUUGUUAUGUUGAAUUCUUUUAUGAUAUUCUAAAGAAAUUAUUUUGUGUAUGGUUUUCAUAUGUGAAUUUUAAAAUGCCAGUGUCAUUAGUUUAUUAUAAAAUAUUUGAUUAAGUAAACAAAUAUGAAAAAUAUAUAUUUAAAAAUAAAGGCUAAAUUUCUAUGAUUUUUGAAUGCUAAAAUAGUUCUAUAUUAAAAUGCACCAAUAUAAUAUAUUCAUUAUAAAUUAUAUAGUAUAACUUUAAUAAGCCAAAAGUUGAAGAGAUGUAGAAUUAUCUUUUAUUUAUCAAUGUUUUAGAAAAAAAUUAAAAUUUGAAUUAGAAAAUUUGUAAUAUUUAUUAUUGGUUUUUAUUAUUAUCAUUUUUCAAUAUUAUCUAUACAAUUUGUUGUACAAUAAAUAAUUUUUACAUACCAUUGACUGUAAAUUUUAUUGUAAGUGUCAUUACUAGGGCUUGGAUUUAUAUGCAUUUGCAUAUUUUUUUUAAUAGUCCAAAAAGUGGUUAGAUAAGCUAUAAGUUUAAAUUAUAGUCAAUAGAACUGAAAUACAGUGACUGGCUUUGAAUUGUUCUUGGUCUAAUAAUUUCCCAAAAUGUUCUGCUUCUUCUUUCAAAAAGGACUUUCUAAAUUGGCAUUAAUAUAUCUGCAUUUUGAUCACCAUAUAUUUGAUUUAUCAAGGUUUUCGAUCAUUGUAUAAUUUAGAUGUUUUGAUUCCUCAAUUUAAAAUAAAAUUUCCAUCAUUGUAGAUUACAGAUUAAAUAUUAAUAAUUUUCUGUACACCAUUGUUAAUGUUAUUAUUAUUUUUAAGUGCUAUACAUUAUUUAUAUUUAUAUAUCUAUAUUUGGACUUUUAGACCUCUAUUAUUAAUUUUGAAAAUAUUUAAUUUACUGAUGUUACUGGUGAAUAAUUUAUUCCAUUAAAUAAUUUUAAUUAAUAUAUUAUAUUUUAGAAACUGAAAAUAAUAUUGAACAUUUGUCAAAUAUCAAAGAUUCAGAGAAAAAUGAAUCAUCAGAGGUGAGAUAUUGAACUAAAAUGUUAUUUUGUUACUGAAUACUGUAUAAACCAAUAAGAAUCAAUUAUUUGCAUGCACAAAUAAAAACAUGUAAAUGUAAAUUAUUAUUAAUAUAUUCAAUGGUUUUUGUUUACAGAUAUGAGUUAAGUUACUGUUAUAUAAGCAAAAUGUAAUAUAUGUAUAACAUGAAUUGUACCAACUUAUGCCAUAUCAUGCCCAUCAAUUUAAACUGUGUCCUGAUAGCCUAUAGCUUUAUAAUUGUAUCAAUCUUUCUAUUCAAACCUCCAAUAAAAUUUUAAGGUAUAUAUUUAUAAUAAGUUGUUUAAUUUAAAUGAUACUAGUUUUUCAUAAAAACAACUAACAAAUAAUUGUUUUAUUUUAUUUAAACAUUAUUUUACAUCCUGUUCUUUAUUUUUUUUAAGACUGUGUAUAAAAAAAACCUAUACGAUUAAUAUAAUAUAAAUUAUUUUACAAAUAACAUAGUUCAAUGUCUGAUAGAUAUUACUAUUAUAGUUAUUAUUUAUUUAUUUAUUUUUUUUAUUGCUGUUUUAAAUUCAAUAUAAGUGUUAAUAUCUUUAAUUAUAUGUUUUUAUUACUAUUUAAUUUAAAUGAAUAUAUUAUAUACACGUAUAAUAUAUAUAUACAUUUACUAUAUACAUAUGUAUUUACAAUUUAAGUGAUAUUUCUUUUUAGAAUUAUAAAUUUAUAUUUGUUGUAAAGUGAGAUGUUGCCUCUUCAUAACUAUUGAGUAUCACAUAUUUGUUUGUAUUAAUAAUUGUUUGACCAUAAUUAAUUACAGAUCAUUCUGCCUCAUUCUAUGUCGAGAAAAUCAUUUUUCAUUUUUACCAAAUAUGUUGUUAACUAUAAAUAUAUUAUACAUAU
This is a messenger RNA of Cinara cedri, 26391 nucleotides long. The record is from the annotation of a GenBank genome assembly. NCBI's taxonomy places the organism in Eukaryota, Metazoa, Arthropoda, Insecta, Hemiptera, Aphididae.